AUUCGUUGAGGAGCGUUGGAGAUCGUUGAAGUUGAAAGAUUAUCUAAUAACAGAUAAUCACAGUGAAUAAAUUAAAUUUGUAAAAAAGAAAAGUAUUAAAAAGUUAACGAAUUUUUGGGUCAUUUUGAUUAAAAUCUGUGCUAUUUAAAUAUACAGAAGAAUACAAGCAAUGUCAAAAAAUUUAGAUUUGCGUUCCAAAUACAAACAAAAUACAUUAGCCGGAACUGAAGCGUCUGAUAGACGCAAAGAAAACGUAAGCAAACUUCGAGAUCGGCGGGCAAAAGCUUUUGCGAGUAACAGAAAAAUACCCCAGCAAUCCCCAAACGUUAGUGAGACAGAAAAUAUUAAGCCGAAAAAAUUGCCUUGGGGUGAAAGGUACAAAAUUUGGAAAAAAGAGAAAGAUGAGCAAAGAAAAAUAGAACAAGAGAAAAAAAUGAAAUCCAGGCCUGCUUUCAAACCGGCUGGUGUUGCUAGUACGAGAACUAUAAAUCCUUUAAGACCUAUAAAUAAAACCAGUGUAAACGCCAAAGCUACACUAAGUUCUAAUGCUCGCAAACCUAUUGAGGCAGAAAAAACGAUAAAAUGUAAAGAUACAGCUUUAUUGAGUACUGCGAACAGAAAAUCAGCAGCACUUGCUGAUAAAAUGAAAACCAAAUUAAACAUGAAUGCUUUUAAAGCUGGAUGCAAUUCUAAUAACUUGAAUAAAACAAGUAACCCUCUACCUAAAAUCAACACCGCUACAAAGAGCAAGUUAGAUAAUAGAAAUGUUUCCAGCCUGACUAAAGCAAGUAAUAAUACAGCACCCAAUAAAGCUAGGCUAAGCAAAAACAUAUCACCCAAAAUAAGUCAAAAUAAGUUAAAUGCUUUGCAAACUAAAACAAAAUCAAGAUUAAAUGAAAAUGAUAUUUGCUCUCAUAAGGCUAAAGUCAGAACUUCACUUAUAAAGCAAGAAACACCACAAAAAAAUAUUGUACAACAUUCUACUCCGACUCGAAUACGCAUUGUUAAUGAGCAUAAUAGCUCACUCUUAAUUACUCCUUCAAAUCGAGUGCUGAGAUCAAGAAGGAAAUUAAAUUGUGAUAAUGGCAAUCAAAAUUCAAGCCAGUUAAAAGCUGAAACUGUGGAGAUUGCAGAAAUUGAACCCGUAGAAUCCAAAACACCGGAGAAUAAACGGGAAGAAGCACCUGUGUAUGUAAGCCCUUUUGUCACUGUUUCUCGUGGUAAGCAAAGUAUGAAAAAUGAGAAACUACGAAGAAGUUCAGUGCUUCCUUAUGCUGAAAAUGACAGCCCUGAUCAUCGUUCCGCACAAGCUAAAUAUUACAGAGAUGUUGUUAAGAAUGAAACAUCCAGACUCAUGAAAAUCCACGAUUCCUGGCAUCAAUACAAAACUGAAAACGAAUCAAAUUUAACAGAAGAAGCUUGUGAUCACAUUGAUGUGGCAUUGGGCCAAACAAAAUUACUAACCACAAAUAAAUUUGAGCAAUUUCGAGAGCUGAUAAAUGAUUUUAGUAAUGAUGCAAAUGGUAAAGAUGGCCAAAAAAUAUUAGCGAGUGAUCUAAAUGCUUUUUGGGACAUGAUCUUCAUACAGGUGAAUAAUAUAAAUAAAAGAUUUGAUCGAUUAGAAAAAUUGAAGAACAAUAACUGGGAACAUGUAUUAACUCCAAGGGAAAUUAAAACUAAAGUUAUCAAGAAAAAAGAACUACCUGUAAAAAAACUUCCACAAACAUCUUCCAAAUUGAGAGAUCAUAUAAAAGCUGCUCGGAAAAAGCUCCCAGCCAAAAAGUCUCCUCAAGUAAGACCAGCAAACAAAAGUAUGUUAUCCAAAGUACUGAAAGCGAAUACGGAACGCCUCAAUACAUCUGCGUCUUAUUUGAAUCAGAGUGCUUCAGCAGGAAAGGGCAUAUUGAAAAAUUCUGCACACAACAAAUCAUUAAAUUCAUCAAAAUCUGUUUUAUUUAGGCGAUCAGAUUGUAAUGAAAUUAUUGAUUUUGAUUCCACAUUGCCCACUGAAAAUAUACGCCCCCUUCAUAAUAGCUCGAAAAAAAUUAGGCCAAGUAUAGAUCUUAUAUCUUGGGACUCACCUGAAGGGGGUGAAAUGAUUUCCAAUACCAGCACUCCCAAUCAGCCAUCAAGGAGGCUGACAAAACGUGGAAUUUUAACUUAAACAUAAUGGAGUAAUUUUUUAGAAAUUAUUUUUAUAUGCAAUUGUAUGUGUUGUUUUA
This is a messenger RNA of Ctenocephalides felis (cat flea), 2222 nucleotides long. It is a transcript of the gene mars, whose product is annotated as disks large-associated protein 5. Gene Ontology annotation, biological process: signaling. The record is from RefSeq and is a predicted model, not a curated record. The coding region runs from base 170 to 2164 and encodes 664 amino acids. Lineage: Eukaryota; Metazoa; Arthropoda; Insecta; Siphonaptera; Pulicidae. The transcript has 10 exons.